AGCAUGAAAGGUACCCUCUAACCGUCAGGCACAUCGUAACCAUAUCUUGUAACUUAGCAGGCUGUGCCAAAUUUGGAUAAAUACCCUCCCUUGACCCAGUUCAUACCACUUUAUCCUUCCCAGCCUGUCUCGAUAUUCGUAGGUUCCUCAGUAGAAUCGAUUGUGCGACCAUGUCCUCUUCAAUGAACAAAUACUGGAUCCCGCAUCAAGACAUUCACAGAAAAGUCAUCACUCAAGAACUCCAGUAUUAUCUAGGACCCCAGGCUACAGUUCGCCCAUACACGUUGGAGGGAGAGGAUGGUUUCCUCAUCACCACUCCCGGAUCCUGCUUGACAGAUGAACAAAUCGAUGAUAUUUGCCGAAAGUCGAAAGAUCUGUGGGAUCGACAGGCCGCAGCCAAGGUCCAACAGAAUCCCGAGAAGUUGCUGAAACGACCGUUACACCAGCCUGUCAUUGUUUCGAGAGGGUCUUCCAGAGACUCUCAUCGACGUUACCACGACCGACGCCGGCAGGAUGAUGAUUGAGCCCCAGCAUGACUCAGCAGUUAAAACCGUGUUACCUCUCCAGUACCCCGAGGGAAGCCUGACAGAUACCUGUGGGGGAGUUUUCUGCACAUCGAGGGCUGGCAGCUGCAGCCAUCACCCCAGACUUUGAGGCCCGUGAAACAAUUUGUGUUGGAAUGCUAGAGUGCGGUGAAGCAAAGGGUUGCUGACUGCAAAUAGCCAUGAAGCAGAAGCUGUCCGGUGCCCAAUAUAGAUAUGUGGAGGAUGAGAUACCCAAUUGAGUCAAAUUAAGCAAGUGUCAUGGUGGUUGCCAUGUCUGUCCACAGAUGCGGUGCCAUCUGGCAUGAUUCCAACCCAACAGAAACCAUUUGAGUGCAAAUACUGCCCAAAUUACAUUUGUUUUGGGCAUGUAGCAGGUCGAGCUGGAGCUGCACAAAAGUACAGGAGUGGAGUUGUCAAAUUCGGGACCCGGCUCGUGUUCCAAUCGGAUUUUAAGUUAUAUGCUGCCAUGCUUGUGUGAUCGUGCGCAAGUUUAGGUAAAUAGCGAUGAAUCAAAGUUGGAUCUGAUAAUCCCACAGUUUGUUGGUUGCAUGCGCUACAUGCCUCAUGCUAACUCAUUUGGAAUCGAGAAGCUUUUCGUACUUCUGAAGGUCCAUGGGACCAGUUGACCAGAGGACUAUGGCUUGCACACACACCUGUUUCGACUCUUGGUAUGGUUGUUUCUUAUCACGAGUCAUCUUUUGCUCUGUGAUAUACCCUAUCACGUUGACAAACUCGCCGACACGUGUUUGCUCAGCUGUGAGGGAUUCUAGAAGCAGGCUGACAUCCACCACAGCAGUGGCAUUGCUAUCUCUUGGAUAAAGAUGACUGAGGAAGAGACAGGCCGAAGAGGUUGAGUAAGAAGUGACGCUAUCUUGUGUUAGCCAACAGUACUUGCCGUAAAUGAAUGUGUGAGCAAGCACACAAAGAGUGAAAACAACGUUCACCGGUCAUACCAUCCGAGGAAUCUGACUUUGUCACCGAUAGGUACAGCAGGGAGAUUUGACAGCAAGUGAAGCUGAGAAGAAACUGGGCCCCGCGACAUGCCCGUUGCGCGUGGCUACUGGGUGCCUUGCCAGGGGAUUUUGAGGCCCGAAAGAUGUGAUUAUGCUGCAGCUCCAGAAGAAAUCCCUCAAAAUCAAAUCUACUGGUGACGUAAAGGAUAUGGGGUAGUGAAGAGGUUUAAUGGAGGUUGAAGAUGCAGUUUACGUUUGAUGUUGACUUCACGUGAAAUGG
Fusarium odoratissimum NRRL 54006 is the source of this 1778-nucleotide messenger RNA. RefSeq lists its product as uncharacterized. The record is from RefSeq and is a predicted model, not a curated record. NCBI's taxonomy places the organism in Eukaryota, Fungi, Ascomycota, Sordariomycetes, Hypocreales, Nectriaceae. The transcript is spliced from 3 exons. Bases 171 to 524 code for a protein of 117 amino acids.